Molecule: messenger RNA, 1072 nt
Organism: Budorcas taxicolor (takin)
Lineage: Eukaryota; Metazoa; Chordata; Mammalia; Artiodactyla; Bovidae
Gene: PPP1R8
Product: protein phosphatase 1 regulatory subunit 8
Exons: 7
Coding region: 17-1072 (351 amino acids)
Cellular component (GO): nuclear speck
Molecular function (GO): protein serine/threonine phosphatase inhibitor activity; protein binding; mRNA binding
Source: RefSeq, a predicted model, not a curated record
GAGGGGGAGACGCAAGAUGGCGGCAGCCGCGAACUCCGGCUCCAGCCUACCGCUGUUCGACUGCCCGACCUGGGCAGGUAAGCCCCCUCCUGGUUUACAUCUGGAUGUAGUCAAAGGAGACAAGCUAAUUGAGAAACUGAUUAUCGAUGAGAAGAAGUAUUACUUAUUUGGGCGAAACCCUGAUUUGUGUGACUUCACAAUAGACCACCAGUCUUGCUCUCGGGUCCAUGCUGCCUUGGUCUACCACAAGCAUCUGAAGAGAGUUUUCCUGAUAGAUCUCAACAGUACACACGGCACUUUCUUGGGUCACAUUCGGUUGGAGCCACACAAGCCUCAGCAAAUUCCCAUCGACUCCACGGUCUCAUUUGGUGCAUCCACAAGGGCAUACACUCUACGUGAGAAGCCUCAGACAUUGCCAUCAGCUGUGAAAGGAGAUGAGAAGAUGGGUGGAGAGGAUGAUGAACUCAAGGGCUUACUGGGGCUUCCAGAGGAGGAAACAGAACUUGAUAACCUGACAGAAUUCAACACUGCCCACAACAAGCGGAUUUCCACUCUCACCAUUGAGGAGGGGAAUCUGGACAUUCAGAGACCAAAGAGGAAGAGGAAGAAUUCACGGGUGACCUUUAGUGAGGAUGAUGAGAUCAUCAACCCAGAGGAUGUGGAUCCCUCGGUUGGUCGCUUUCGGAACAUGGUGCAGACUGCAGUGGUCCCAGUCAAGAAGAAGCGGGUGGAGGGCCCUGGCUCCCUGGGCCUGGAGGAAUCGGGGAGCAGGCGCAUGCAGAACUUUGCCUUCAGUGGAGGACUCUACGGGGGCCUGCCCCCCACGCACAGUGAAGCUGGCUCCCAGCCGCACGGCAUCCAUGGGACAGCGCUCAUUGGUGGCUUGCCCAUGCCAUACCCGAACCUCGCUCCUGAUGUGGACUUGACCCCUGUUGUGCCGUCAGCAGUGAACAUGAACCCUGCACCAAACCCUGCCGUCUAUAACCCCGAAGCUGUCAACGAACCCAAGAAGAAGAAAUACGCAAAAGAGGCGUGGCCGGGCAAGAAGCCCACACCUUCCUUACUGAUUUGA